Cyprinus carpio (common carp) is the source of this 3550-nucleotide messenger RNA. RefSeq names its product PH and SEC7 domain-containing protein 2 (gene psd2). Lineage: Eukaryota; Metazoa; Chordata; Actinopteri; Cypriniformes; Cyprinidae. The record is from RefSeq and is a predicted model, not a curated record. Gene Ontology annotation, molecular function: guanyl-nucleotide exchange factor activity; protein binding; phospholipid binding. Gene Ontology annotation, biological process: regulation of ARF protein signal transduction.
GUGAGCAACAGUCUGAAGUGCUGCUCUUCCAGCGCGUCGCGGGGGCACGAGACAGCCGCCGCAGCUCGCGCGCUCACUCACACACUCAACCGAGGUCUCUCGCGCGCAGCCGGUCGGUCUCCCUGCCGCUGUGCACUGUCCACGCGGUGGCGAGAGGAAACGGCAGGUGUCAGACUCGGUUCUGAUAAGGCUUUUGCACAGCUUCCUCCUUAAACACAGCAAGUCGAUCCGCUCGGAUGAUAUAGGGAGACAAGACGCUGCCAAAAUUGCUUCAUUUUCCGGAGGGAUUUGUUUAGCAGUUUUUUUGGUGGUGUGAACUCUACCCCCCUCCCUUGUUCCUGACCCUGACCUUGUGACCCCAGGCUGCCAGGACACCGUGAUUGAGGAGGCCACCAUGAGUCAGGAGGGGCAGCAUGACCCCCUCCGCACUGACACCCCACCUCCAGAUACACCCCAGGCACCUGAGGGAGAGGAGGAGGCUGAUGGCUCUAUGGUGAGAGAUUUGGAGCCCUGUAAUGGGACAAAGACAGAGGAGGAGCAGCAAGGUGAAACAGAAGACGGAGAUAUAGAGAAUAACAGAAACACACAGUCCAGUGCAAAGGAGGAUGAGAAGGUGACAUUAGAAGAGGGAGGUAGAAACGGUGAGAUUGAGGGCAGCUGCUUGGAUCCUGUAACAGAAAAUGGUAAUAGGGACAUCCGUGAAGGUGAAGACACACAGUUGCUGCCGCCUCAGAGCCCAGAAAAGGACUCAACCAAGCCCCUGUGCUCUCUAAGGUUUGAGAACGGGACUGAAGAUGACAGCGAAGGGCAGGAGGAUGAGGAGGGAGUCCUGGAAGAGCCUUCAGCCCAGGGGAACCUAGACGCCUUCAGCUCCACAUUUGAGCUCUCUGUAGAAGAAGCAGAUGCUGAGGUAGAGGACGAGGAAGAGAAGGAGGACGGCGGAGAGGAAAGGGUGACCCAAAAUCAGGACAGUUUCAGCUCUACAUUUGAGAGCAUAGUCGAGCAGGUCGCCAAGACCACAGCUGUGGAUGAGGAAGAGGACGACGGAGAGGAAGAGUACGACAGAACGAAAGAGAGCCAGGACGGCUUCAGCUCCACUUUUGAACGCAUCGUCGAGUCGGAGCUUCUGAGAGGCGGGACUUGCUACAGCAGUCUGGAUUCACUGGAUGUGCUGUCGCUCACUGACGAGACGGACAGCUGCGUCAGCUUCGAGGCGCCGCUCACCCCUCUCAUCCAGCAGAGGGCCCUGAUGGGCCCUGAACCUCCAGAGCUGGAGCUGGAGACCGUGCAGGAAGGGGCAGAGGGCGAGGCUGAGCUGGGGACGGAGACGACAAGGGAUGAAGCCAGCUCUGCAAGUCCGCUACGGACCACUAUUCCAGGAAGCAGGUCGGAAAAUGUCUUGAGCCAGCCGGCACAAUGGAGCAUCUCUAAUGGAUUCCACAUUGAGCAGCCUGGGAAUGGAGAGAGUGGAGGAACGAUACCAAACUCUAUCAGUGAUGCCAACCUCACAGAUGUGCUGUGCGACUCGGACUCUGAGUUGGGCAGCGUGGACACGUUGGAGAGGGGCAGCACGGAUACUCUCGCCAACGGCUGCCGCGUCGACACAGAUGCUGCCAAACGACUGGCUAAGCGACUCUUCUAUCUGGAGGGCUUCAAGCGCUGUGACGUGGCACGACACCUGGGCAAGAAUAAUGAAUUCAGCCAGUUGGUGGCAUCGGAGUACCUGAGCUUCUUUGAUUUCACGGGGUUGUCAUUAGACAGAGCGCUAAGGAACUUCCUGAAGGCAUUUCCUCUGAUGGGAGAGACGCAGGAGAGAGAACGUGUGCUGGUGCACUUCUCCAAACGCUUCUGUCACUGUAACCCAGAAGCCCUCACCUCAGAGGAUGGCGCUCACACACUGACCUGUGCACUUAUGCUUCUUAACACAGACCUGCAUGGACACAAUAUUGGGAAGAAGAUGUCUUGCCAGCAGUUCAUUAGCAAUCUGGACGGCCUCAACGACGGCAAAGAUUUUCCCAAAGAAUUGCUCAAGGUGCUCUAUAACUCAAUAAAGAACGAGAAGCUGGAGUGGGCGAUUGAGGAAGAGGAGCUGAGGAAGAGUCUGUCGGAGCUGGUGGAGGAUCAGUGUGAGGUGGGAGGGAAGAGGGUUGUCAGGGUAACGGACGGCAGUAACCCUUUCAUCGCCAUUCCACUUUUACUCAAUGCUGUGACGUACAAACACGGCAUUCUGACACGCAAAAGCCACGCAGACAUGGACGGCAAACGCACCCCGAGAGGACGUAGAGGCUGGAAGAAGUUUUAUGCCGUGCUGAAGGGGAUGAUUCUCUACCUGCAGAAAGAUGAGUAUAAGCCUGAUAAAGAUCUGUCAGAGGUGGACCUGAAGAAUGCAGUACGGGUUCACCACGCUCUUGCUACUAGGGCCUGUGACUACAGCAAAAGACAGAACGUCCUGAAACUCAAGACUUCGGACUGGAGAGUCUUCCUCCUGCAGGCCCCGAGUGAAGAGGAGAUGAUGUCAUGGAUUUUCAGGAUUAAUCUGGUCACUGCUCUUUUCUCGGCUCCUGCUUUUCCCGCCGCCAUCGGCUCCAUGAAGAAAUUCUGCAGACCACUGCUGCCUUCAUCCACAACGAGACUUAACCAGGAGGAGCAACUGAAGUCCCAUGAGAACAAACUGAAGCAGAUUUCUCUGGAGUUGGAGGAACACAAGAGGAGCCCACCAGAUCUGACGCCCAAGAGCAAAGAAUCAGAAGAGUAUCGAAUCAAAGAGCACUAUUUAACCUAUGAGAAAUGUCGCUAUGAGACGUACAUCAGCCUCCUGCAGGCCAAGUUUCGCGCAGGAAGUGAUGAUUUGGAUAAGAUUGAAGCCAGUAUGUUCAGUGGGGAGGCAAAAGAAAGUUACCUGCGGAAAACUCAGUCCAGCCCCUCAAUCAGCCAAGGUCAGGGGGUCAAUGGACGGGCCGGUCAUAAACACGCCCCAGAGCACAAUAGCUGAAGAGCCUUCUUUGAACUCUGAACUCAUGUGACACACUCACGUCUGAGCCUGACUGCAGUGGGUUCGAAUACGUGAGACAGAGUCGAGAGAAAUACAAACGUAGCAUUAUAAUGUCCUUAUUAUUUCAAUGUACAGUAAAUUUAUUAUGACCAUUAUAUGUAUUAUUAGUAUUAUUACUACAACAAUAAACAUUGUUAAUAAUGCUAUGAACGUUAUGUGCCAAAAACGAAAAAUGAGGAGACCAAGACUGUAUAAGUGGGAAGAAAUGACAACACUGCAUAUAAAGUCAAGAGAAAGUGAACUGCGGCAUCACAGAUGUGUUGCAGAGGAUGCACUGUGACAUGGUCACGUUGUGAUGUCAUUUAGAAUUUUACUGUGACGUUACAGUGACACAACAAAGAAAUUCAUUUAGAUUCCAUUAAAGCGCCAGUUCAGCCAAAAAUGAAAAAACUGAUAUCGUUCCAAAUCUGUAUGAUUUUCUUCUGAGGAACAUAGAAGAUAUUUUGAAGAACAACAUCAGACCCCAUUUACUUCCACUGUAGGAAAAAAAAAGAGAUU